This is a messenger RNA of Trypanosoma cruzi, 1614 nucleotides long. RefSeq names its product t-complex protein 1, delta subunit, putative. Gene Ontology annotation, biological process: protein folding. The transcript has a single exon. Gene Ontology annotation, cellular component: chaperonin-containing T-complex. NCBI's taxonomy places the organism in Eukaryota, Euglenozoa, Kinetoplastea, Trypanosomatida, Trypanosomatidae. Gene Ontology annotation, molecular function: ATP-dependent protein folding chaperone; ATP hydrolysis activity; ATP binding. Bases 1 to 1614 code for a protein of 537 amino acids. The record is from RefSeq and is a predicted model, not a curated record.
AUGCAGGCGAUGAAGAAGGGGAACGAAAACAAAAAGGACACAAACACGCAGACGGAUGUCCGUCUAAGCAACAUCACAUCAGCAAAGGCUGUGGCGGACUGUGUGCGCACCUCCCUCGGCCCACGUGGCAUGGAUAAGAUGAUUGUGGAGCCACGCGGCGAGGUACUCAUCAGCAACGAUGGCGCUACCAUCUUGUCAAAGCUACAGGUGACACAUCCAUGCGCCAAGAUGUUGGUGGAGCUCUCCAAGGCACAGGACGUGGAGGCGGGUGACGGAACGACAAGUGUUGUUGUGCUUUGCGGUGCCCUUCUCCGCACCGUGGAGGAGCUGCUGAUGAAAGGCAUUCACCCCACGCAGAUAUCGGAGUGCUUUAACGAUUGUGCCAAGAUGGCGGAGAAGAUCCUUGAGGAUAUGAGCAUUAAUAUCGAAAUAGAGGAUCGUGAGACGCUCAUCAAGGCUGCAAUUACGUCAUUGAACUCCAAGGUCAUCUCACAGAACAGCGACUUGCUAGCUCCAAUGGCUGUGGAUGCCGUGCGAAGAAUUAUGCGUGACAAUGGUGAUGUGGAUUUGCGUGAUGUGCGUGUUGUCACUUCUCUCGGUGGUACUAUAGAUGACUCUGUACUGCUAACAAAUGGCAUGGUGUUCAAGCAAAAGGCCUCACAUGUAGCUGGUGGACCAGUCCGUAUUACAAACGCGACAAUAGCUCUUAUUCAGUUCCAGUUGUCGCCUCCAAAGACUGAUAUGGAGAGCACCGUGACAAUUAAUGAAUACAGCCAAAUGGAUCGUGCGCUGAAGGAGGAGCGCAAGUAUUUGCUGCAUCUCUGCAAGAAGAUUAAGGACGCCGGGGUGAAUGUGUUACUUGUGCAAAAAUCUGUUCUCCGCGACGCCGUCACCGUUCAGAGUCUUGACUUUCUUGCCAAGAUGAAAAUUAUGGUGGUGAAGGACAUUGAGCGCAACGACAUUGACUUCAUCACGAAGACGCUCGGGUGCCUCCCUGUGGCGAACAUAGAGAACCUGAAACCAGAAAAAUUUGGCCACGCCGACCUCGUCAUGGAGGAAAACACACCAAGUGGUAAAAUCAUCCGUGUCACUGGAGUGCAGACGCCAACAAACACAAUUGGCCGUCAAUUGUUUGGCAAGACAGUCACGUUUUUUCUUCGAGGAAGCAACAGCAUGAUCCUUGAGGAGGGCGAACGCGCUCUGCACGACUCGCUUUGUGUUAUUCGCUCUAUUGUGAAGAGGCGUGCAAUCAUUCCUGGUGGCGCCGCCGGUGAGACGGAGGUAUGCUUACAGCUCGGCAAGUACGCGCGUGAGCGGGCACAAGGUACUCAGACAUUCUGCAUGCGUGCCUUUGCGGAUGCAUUUGAAGUCAUUCCAUACACGCUUGCUGAGAAUGCAGGGCUACAGCCUAUUUCUAUCGUCACGGAGCUCCGUAAUGCCCAUGCGCGUGGUAACAAGAAUGCGGGUGUAAAUGUGCGCAAGGGCUGCGUAACGGACAUGGUGGAGGAGAACGUUGUGCAGCCAUUGCUUGUCUCAACCUCUUCCGUACGGCUGGCGGCGGAGUGCGUGAUGAUGAUUCUGAAGAUUGACGACAUCAUCAUGACUCGCGCGUAA